AUGGGGGGAUUUCGGCUGGGCGCCCCUCUGGCGCAGGCCGUGAUAGCGGACGCGGCGGCGGCGGCGGAGGUGGGCCAGUGCGGCAAGGCCUCUCGCACCGCGGCAGCAGGUGCGGAGGCAGAGGCGCAGGAAGCGGCAGAGGCCACGGCAGCCCCGGAAGGACAGCAGCGCUGCCGGAAGAGGCGGCCGGAGGACCAAGAUGAUGGAACCCUGCAGGCGGCUGCGGCGGAUGGGCCUACGGCGCCAGAUGGUAACCACCAGGAGUGGUGGCGUCCUGAUCCCCUGCUGCACUUCCUGCACUGUCCGGAGUUGGUGAUUUCUAUGAGCGACUUCUUUUUCGCUGGCAAGCGCCCUACCAGCGCCUCCAGCAAGCGGCGCAAGCUCGACCCUGCGCCGGCCACUGCCGCCUUGCCGCCCGCGGCGGCAGCAGUUUGCGCCCAGAACGGCGCCGCGGCGGCAGCAGCAGAGACGGCCGCCGAUGCCCAUGCACAGUCACCGGCAGGGCGCUUGCCGUGUGCUGCGGCCCUGGCGGCGGGCGGGGUCAGCCAGCAUGGCGCAAGCUCCAUGGCAGCAGCAGCGGCCACUGCGUCGCCCUCCCCAUCCCGCGAGCAGGCCACCUCCACGGCGGGAGGCGAGGUGAAGGGCGCGGCGCUGUGCGGCGCGGCGCGCAGCGUGCUGGGAACGGCGGCAGGCGCGGGCCAUGAGCCACCGUUCAUCGCGCUGGAGGUGGCGCAGCGGCGCAGGAGCGGCGGCCAAAGCCUCGGCGCUCCCCGCCCUCUGGGCCAGCGGGACCGGGGCGAGGCGAAAGGCGCCGGCCGCUCAAUCAUGGCGCCUGCGCAGCAGGGCGCCAGGGCCCCGCUGCAGGAGCGCAACCACGAGGAUGCUGCGCAGGCCCACGCUCCCGCUGCUGGCCUGCCGUGCCCCCGCGGCGCUCCGUGCAGCAUCCAGGCGGCGCGCCCAGCUCAUGGCCCCGCAACGCUGCGGAUCCCCGGCUCCUUCCGCGGCCCAUCCCAGGCAGAGGGUGUGGCCACCUCCCCGGCUGGGAGCCCCGAGCCAACCCUGGGCCCAAAGCCGGCGGAGGCGGCAGAGGCCAUGGCGGCACCGCAGGGACAGCAGCGCUGGUCGCCCCAUGCCAUGGGCCAGCCUGCGGACCAGCUGCAGGGCAUGCUGGGGACCUACACCCAGCGCAACUCACCGGUGCCUGCCAGCGGCAGCGGCGGCGCCGGAGAGCCAGGCGUGGCACUGGAGUCCAACCCCGCCAGCUCCCGCCAGCUGCUUGCGGAACAGGGCGGCCUGCAGGGCGGCGAAGAUCACGAUGUGUUGAUGGAGGAUGCCCACGGCCUGCCCUUGAGCUACCACGACGCGGAUGGCGGCGGCAGCGCCGGCAGCAGGCAGCAGGCUGGCAGCGGUGCUGCACUGGGCGGUGGCUGGGAUGAUGAUGUGCGUCCCGGCGGCACCAGCCAGCCAGCCUCUCCUGCCCGUUUGGAGCAUGAAGGGCAGCAGGUUCAAGGGACAGAGGGAGGGACAGAGAAGGGGCAGGAUGCGCAGGAGGAAGAGGGGCAGCAGGUGCAGCCGGCAGAGGAGGAGCCGCAGGUGCAGGGUCAGCAGGAGGAGGUGGAGACGGGUCGGCACCAAGAGGAACAGAUUCAGCAGGAGGCGCAGCAGGGGGCGGAGGAAGAGGCUGCAGCAGCUGCUGUGCCAAUGCUGCCAGUGGAUGCUGUGCCAGCGGCUGCAGCAGGCACAAUGGCACCGCUCUGCUGCGCGCAGCGGCGGCGCGCAGCAGCAGCGCCCAGCGCUGGCCCAAUGCGGCGCAGCGGCAGAGCGGCGCGGGCAGCCUCAGGCGGCGCCUGCUCCAGCGGCACUGCUCCACGCCGCGGUGUGAAUCGGCAGCGUGUGCAGCCGGAGGAGCUGGAGGAGGAGGAGGAGAGCGAGGGCGGUGCCGGUGCUGUGCGAGAAGCAGGGAGUAGCGAGUCGCAGCGUGAUGGGGAGGGCGCCACAGACGACGCCGACUUUGACCUGGGUGAUUUGGUGCACUCUGGAGCACAGGAGGAGGCGCAGGGUCUCAUGGGCCAGUCUGCGCUGCUGGCCGCGAUGGCGUACUUGCAGCACGAGGACAACGCUGCUGCCAUUAUGGCGGCGGCCGUCGCUCAGCUGCCCCUGCAUCUGUCCAUCACCGACCCCAAGAUCAACCUGAUGCGUGUGCGCAAGGACAGCGACGAUGUGCUGCACGAGAUGGGGCUUCAGACAGGGGCUGCAUCCCGCUUCUUGCUGGCGGCAGCCUUCGACAGCCGGGAUGUGGUCGUGAAGGAAUAUGGCAUGAAGCCUGCAGAGCUGCUGGUGCUCAUCCCCUGUGGCAUGUGGCUGGUGUUUUACACAAGCCCAAACAAGGGGAUCAGAGCCCGCGGCCACGGAUACCUCUGGUUAAAUGAGGAGGCUACGCGCAGGACGCACGCGCAAGUGCCUGUGUAUGUGGCACACCCCAGCUCCAAGCGGCUGUGGGCGGUGCGCGUGAUGACGACCCGCAGCAGUGCCGAGGAGGUGCAUGCAAAGCUGCUGUGA
Molecule: messenger RNA, 2559 nt
Organism: Chlorella variabilis
Lineage: Eukaryota; Viridiplantae; Chlorophyta; Trebouxiophyceae; Chlorellales; Chlorellaceae
Exons: 13
Coding region: 1-2559 (852 amino acids)
Source: RefSeq, a predicted model, not a curated record